Molecule: messenger RNA, 9745 nt
Organism: Drosophila serrata
Lineage: Eukaryota; Metazoa; Arthropoda; Insecta; Diptera; Drosophilidae
Gene: Ncoa6
Product: Nuclear receptor coactivator 6
Source: RefSeq, a predicted model, not a curated record
UCAGGCAGCCCUGGAAAAAGUGAAUACGGCAAAAUUUAGUAUAUUACCGCACGCGACCGACUGGCAACACCGGCUGGAAAAUAAAAAUGGCUACCACUGAAUGCAAAUGGCGGUUGUUAUUGUAAUUGUUCGUGGAAUUUCAAAGUUUUUUGUACAAAAUAAACAGGAAAAACACAUCGCCCCAGCGACAGCAAUAGGCUGAAAAUCAACCGCGAACCUUCCGCCACAACCGAGUGCGUCCACCGAGUGUUUCAGCGCCCGCGAACCGUGUGAAAUUAUGCCCCGAAUUGGCUGCCCAAAUGCGAGAAAAAUUUUCGAGCGCCUGUGAAAAGCAAUAUUAUUGGGCUGCUGUGCGUGAAAUGGAGAACAGUGAGGGCGCAAUAAGUGCGAGAGCCCUAUUAAUUAGCCCCUGAACAAUGUACAGCCAGCGGGGAAGCGCGAUUUGUGGCAACAAGAGCGCCUGAAAAGUGACGCAGGAAAAUCCGUAUCCGAAUAAGCAAAGCAGCAGCAGCGGAGCCCUGCCCGCGCCCCGCACGUUGUCACUGUGUGUGUGUGGUGUGUGCCCGUGUGUGCAAGAGUGUUAGUGAGGCUACUACUAAAAAAAAAAGUAAAGGAAAAAGAAAAAAGUGGCAGCGGUGGAAAAUGCCCAAAAACAAAGUCGCAGAGGUUAAAAACUAGCGAGUGAGCCCAGGUGCACAUACAAAUACAUGUACGGUGGAUCCCAUAUCGUCGGAUCGGAUCGAAAACAAUUCCAUUCCCGAAAAAUACAAAUAAUCUCGUGUGUAAUGCAAACAUGCAAUUGUUUAAACGCAAAGGACGCCACCUGAAUCAUCUGCCACCGAUUUCCCCGAGCGGCGGGGACAUAAAAGCUAAAUGCGAGAAUUGAGCAGCGUUCUACCAAUUAAAUCUACGACGCGUGCGAUUGUCGUGUGAUGAUAUGCCACUUAAACAGCAGCUUGAACCGUCACUGGUGCGGAUAUUGGUGUCGCUCCCCUGGGAUGCAGCGCAACGGCUGCGCCAACUGGCCGCCGAGGGCAAUCCCGAGCUGCGCGCCCUCAACAUUCAGUCCGUGCAGUUCGAGGGCGAUUCUGUGAUAACUUUGAAAGUUGGAGGACAAGAUAUUAAGAUAACCAAGGAUAAUGUAAACGAGACACUUGAGGCGGCUGGCUCGUCUUCCGGCAACAAGGGUAGUCUGGUGGCUCUGACCUCGGGUUUCGAUGGCCCCAGCACCAGCAAGGCGGCCUCCGCCUACAUGCAACAACAGCAGCAGCAGCGGAUUGUGCAACUGCCGCAGAAUGUUUCCAACGAUGCAAUCUCACUCCAGCAAAGGAGAGCGGCUCUGCAAAAGAUGCCUCCGCAACAACAGCAGCAGCUCCAGCUUCAGCAGCAGCAGCAGGUUCCGGGAGCUCAGCAAACGCCGCCGGUGUUCAAAUCCCCCAACACGGUGUGCCCGAGAGGGAAGGUGCCGUUGCUGCUGCCCUCGCCUUCUGGAACGGCGGGUGUGCCGCGAGACUUUCCCUUUGAGAGCAUGCGGCAGGCGCGAGUUCUGCAAGGUCGGGAGGCGGGCGGCCUGGGUCCGCCACCGCCGCCCAACGUGACGCUAAAGGUGCUGAAGAAUUCGCCGCAGACGUCACAGAAUGGCGAACUUACACCGACAACGCCAACGACGACGACGUCGGCGACGGCGCCAGGCAGCAAAUCUCAAUUCAUCCAGCCACCACCGCCGCCAUAUCCGGGAUUGGGAGUUGCCACGGGGGCCGCUGCGAAUACCGCAGCUGCCAGCGGCAGUUCAUCCAUUGCCAUAGCGGGUGCAAGUGCCAAGCCUGCGAUUGUGCCCGUCUCCAGCCCCCUGCCCCAUCCUCAUCCGCAUCAACAUCAACUCGCGCAUACGCAGCAACCCCAUCCGCAUCAGCCGCACCCGCUGCCCACGGCCACGUCGACGGGCAGCAAUAACAUUGCCAUAUCGUCGCCGCUGCUGGUGAAUCUACUGCAGAACGACGGCAAUGCCAUGUCGAAUCCGAACCAGCUCAAGUCUCCGCAGCAGCAACAGCAGCAGUCGCCGCUGAUCGGUAUGAGUCCGAGUGGAGCGCAGAUGAUGAACUCCCCGAUGCGUUCCUCCGGUCCGGCGACGCCCAGUGAUUUCCUCAUGGGCGAUGUGCUGAGUCCAGUGGUGCCUUCCUCCCCAACAACGCCUCAGGCGGCGGCGGCUCCUCCUUGCCCGCCGCCGGUAGUGAUGCGGAGUAUGCAGCAGCAACAGCAGCAGGCUAUGCUCAGUCCCAGCGGCAAUGGCAAUCAUUUGUAUACUCAGCAGCAGCAACCGCAGCAGCAGCAGGCUCCUCCCCCGCAUCGCUUUCAGCAGCAGCAAAUGUCUCCGCAGGCCGUGGCCUUGCGUCAGCAACAAUUGCAACGACAGCAGCAGCAACAACAACAGCAGCAGCUGCGAUUCAUGUCACCGCAGCAGCAACAGCAGCAGCAGCAAUUUCAGCCUGCGCCUGAUUGCUUCAAUAACAUGGGCAUGAGUCCCUUGCAACAGCAGCAGCAACAGCUGCAGCAACAGCUGAGACAGCAACAACAGCAACUGCGGCCUGGCGGACUGCCUUUGGCGCCACCGCCACCUCAUCCGCAGCAGCAGCGCAUGAUGAGCCUGCAAAUGCCACAGGCCUCACCGCAGCAGCAGCAACAGUUUAUGAGCGGAGCAUCACCCCUGGGACCCGCACUUUCGCCCGCCUCCAGUCACCAUUCGAUGCACAGUCCGCUGAUGGCACAGCAACAGCAAACGCAAAUGAUGUCGCCUGCCCCUGCGCCGGGAUCAUCCGCACCCAGCGAGCUUACCGCUCACCAUGUACCUGCAGCGCCGCCGCCGGACUACAACCAGGCGGCAGCCAACUCGCGCUGGCCACUCGCCGGUAUCAAUAAGCCUAUGGAUUCGGCCACCAAAAGCAGUUUCCAGGAGUUCACGCGCUACCAGAUGCAGUACAAUCUUCAGCAGCAGCAGCAGCAAGUCAACCUGCCGGGUCAACAACAACAGCAGCAGCAGCCACAGGCGCAGCAACAACUGCCGCCUCCGCCGCAGCCGACGCAGCAGCAGCAACUGCCAAUGCAGGGACAACAACAGCAACAGACUACGGGCCAGGCUCAGGGUCUGGAUUCUCUGAUAUCGCUGUCCGUGCUGGAUGCCCUCACUACCAACGACCUGGACGCCCUGUUGCCUACUCUCAACUGUGAUCUGGACUCGACGCUCAGUCUUGAAGAUAAAAACGAGCUCGAAUCGCUCCUGCAGGGCAAGGACCUGGACCUGGAUCUGAUCGAGGACAAUCUAUCGGCGGUGGGCAUGGAUGUGGGUGACGCACUCAGCACGCUGCAGGAAGCGCCAAUGGAACAACAGCAGCAGCAGCAAACGGUGAUGCAGACACAACAAAUGCUGCAAAUGCCUUUCCAACAGCAACAACAGCAGCAGCAACAACAGAUGCAGCAGCAAAUGAUAAUGCAACAGCAACAGCAGCAGAGACAGCAACUGCAAAUUCCUGCUCAGUUGCAGCAGCGCCAAAACCAGCAGCAAAUGCAGAGGCAGAUGCAACUACAACAGCAGCAGCAGCAACAACAACAACAGCUACAGAUGGUGCAACGCCAACAGCAGCAGCAGUUGCAAGUGCAACACCAGCAAAGGCCGCCCCAAAAGCAAUUCAUUAUAAAUCCACACACCGGCGACAUGGAGCCCAUGGCUAGCGAUGACAGUGACACCGAGGCCGAACAGGAAACAGCACAGAUGCCAUUCCGCACCAGCGGCGGCAUGUCCAGCAGUGGCCUGGGCAACUUUAACUUUAAUCCGGCCAACGACAUGUCCCUGCCCAACAAUCUCUUCUCCGAGGAGGACUCGAAUUCGGCGCAGCAGCUGCCGAUGGGCAUUAGCAGCGACCAGGAGAGGUCACGGGACUCCUUGGCCUCCAAUAAAUCAGCAGCGUCGAGCAGGGCCAGAAAGACGCCUGUCUCGAAGGCAAACCACGCCAACUUGCUUGCCGGAGAGAAUUCGCCACGUUCUAGCAACAGUUCUCCGCUGAUUGGCUUAAACUCGCCCCAAUCGAUGACCAGCGGCAAUGCAGGAGCUGCCGGAGGAGCAGCAAAUAAGAAGGCCAAGCCAAAUCUUCUUCGGGAGAAGCUACAACAAGGGGUCAAGGAGCGUAAGGCCAAGGAUCCUGCGACGCCGAAGCCGAAGCGAGAGCGUGCGAAGGGUAAUGCCAAGACGAAGGCGGCCGAGGAAAAGAUCAAGCUGCGACUGAAGCUGGACAAGGUGGACACGGUGCCGGCAGCGGGGGCGGGAUACGAAGGGCAGAUUAUAGUGAAUCAGCAGCAGCAGCAGUCACCCAUGGUUGCAAACAACCACAUGCAACAAUUGCCACUGCAGACACAACUUCUCACGUUGCCCACGCAGCAGCAGCAGCCACUGACACAACAAGCUCAGAUUCAGCAGCAGGUGCAGCAACCAACUCAGAUUCAGCAACAGCAGCAACAACAGCAGCAACAGCAGUCUGUUCAGCAGACACAACAACAUCAUUCGGUCUAUACGAACUUCCAACAACAGCAGCAAGCACAGCCUGUUCCUGGUCUCAACGAGCCGCGUGUGCCGCUACAGAUCCGAUUGCGUGGCAAGAACCAUGUUGUCGUCAAGAACACGCGGAAGGAUCGAAAGAAGAGUGGACAGAACCAGGAGGCAGCCAUCGGGGAUGACCGUCAGUUGAAACGCAGCUACAGUGAUCAGCCGCCGCAGCAACUGCUUCUGGGCGGUGAUAACAAGCAAGCCAAGCUAACGCCGCCGCCGCAUGUCAACGGAUUGCCUAUUCUGAUACAGAAGACGACGGCAACAGUGGCACCGCAAGCGAUGACGGGAGCAGCUACCACCACCAAGACCACCACAAUUGUGGCGGGCAAAAACGGACUGACGAUCAGUGCGAUUGUGGAGGCGGCGCACAAGGCGCAGGCUCAGGCCCAGGCCCAGGCCCAACAAUCUCUCACUGAUCCUCAGCUAAUUGUAGGCUCCACGAAUACGGGGACCACGCCCACAACCACCACUCUGCAGCAGCAGCAGCUGAGCAAGAUAGCCACCUCGUUGCCAAGCAGCAUAACCCUGAGUGCCAUCAACAGCAACAACAAUAACAAUAAUGCCAACAGUGGCAACAACAACAAUCGGCUGCUAACGAUGAAGAAUCCGAUCAAGACUGCGGCCACCAUCACACCCAUUGUGGGUGGCAAGCCGAUGACAAAAAACCAUAAGCCGCCGCCAUACAUCACAGCCGUGCAACAGCUGCAGCUGCAGAAGCAACAGCAGCAGCAACAGCAACAACAACAGCAGCAGCAGCAACAGCAGCAGCAACAACAGCAGCAGCAACAGCAGCGACAACUGGCGGCGGCCGUAACCAUGUUGCCCAGUGCGACGACCCUGAAGCGUGUGGAGAUCACCAAGAUCACGCCACAGGUCACAGCUGAGCAGGCUCCGAGCAUAGUCCCAUCAGCAGCAGUGGCAACGGCAACACUAGCUCCGACGUCGACCGGCACCACGCAAACGACUCAGCUGAUCUGUGAUAGAAAGUUGCCAGUGGCCAUGCCGCCCAUGACCACAGUCAACAGUGCCGUGGUGGUUGUCGCCUCCUCCGCAUCUGCGUCCGUCUCUGCUACUGCCUCUCUUUCAACCUCCUCUACAUCCUCGUCAAUCAGUACCACCUCUACAUCAUCGCCAGCCGCUUUGCCCAACACCCUGAGGAACUCACCGGCCAGCAAUGGAAGCGGGACACCCGGUCACGGCAAUAACGGAGGUGGCGAAGAUAGCGGCAUCGAGUCGAUGGAUGCUCUGUCCGAGAAGAGUCCCCAUCAGCUGUCCUCCAGCAGUCCCAUUCAGGUGAGCAAGGCGGGAACCUUGGUGCAGCAGCAGCAGCAGCCGCAGUCACAGUCGAGCACAACUACGACAGCUAUGACUGUGACAACGUCAGUGAUUGCGCCCAGCUCGACGCCAGCUUCGGGUGCCUCUGCUGCAGUUGGAACUCCUGCGACCAUUGGAGGAGUGGUAUCUCUGCAACAGCAACAGAAACAACAGGCAGACGAUGAGAUUGAGAAGGCACUGGCCAAGAUGGAGGGUGAUUUUCCCGAGGAUCUCGAGGACAUUGUGUCGUCGAUGAUAAAGGAGACCAGCGCCAAUGCCAGCAGUGGGACGGCGUUCCUCAACAGUCUGGAGAACUCGCUACCGGCGGCAACAGUGGCCACUGUGGCCACGGCGACGGUGGCGGCCACAACAAUCACGAAGACAAGUAGCUUAGGCAGCGUCAAGUUGAAUGGCGAACACCAUAUACUCGAACACGAUGAUCUCAUCAAGAAGCUCACAGAGAGCAAGCAGCCGGCGGUCAAGACCACUGAGGUGAAGGUGAAGCUAGAGGAGAUGCCACCGCUACUGACCAUCAAGAAGGAUCCAGCGAAUAAGCCAACAGUAACGGCAGUCAAAGUGGAACCCAAAGUGGAGGUAAAGACGGAGCCAAAAGCAGGGGAACUCAAGCAGGAGCAGGAGAAGGUACAGGAGAGGCCGCAGACCAACGAGCCCACUGCCUCCUCUCUGCAACCCAUUUCAAUUGAGAUACCAGCACAAGUGGACGGAGAGACGCCGAGGGUUAGAACCCGAGCCAGUAGUCGUUUGGAGAGUCCUUUGGAUGCACCUAAAGCUAGUCCCGAUCCCACCGCAGCCACUGCUACAGCGGCAGCUACAACAAGCAGCACACCCAGCACAGUCAAGAGCUUAUCCCGCGCAUCCUCCACCGCCAGCCCUCGGGUUUUAACGCCAACACCCAAUCAUAACAACAACAACAACAACAAGAGGCGAAGGCAGGAGUCCGAAUGCGGCAGCAGUAACGAUGCCUCCGACUUGGGCGAUAGCAACAUGAAGCGACCCCGUGUGAGCAGUGGAAGCGGCAUCACCGUGUCUGCCAACAAUGUAGGAGAAGCUGACACCGCUGCUGCAAACGUUUUGCCCAAGAAGAUGGAGAUUGAGUCAUCCGAUUCGGAUGAACCGCUGAUCGAGGUGGCCGGCAAGGUGCGCAACUCCAAGCAGGCCCUGGUGGAGGCAGUCGAUGCGGCAGCAGCAGCAGCGGCCGUGGAGAAGCACGUGACGCGACGCAAUGCCCAGCAGCAGCAACAACAUCAGCAGCAGCACAAAACCUCUAACAACUUGGGUUUGAAUGCCACCGCCCCUCCACCAGGUACACCCAGAACGGGCAAGGCUCAAGCGCCAACCGCCGGAAAUCCCACUGCCGCCAGCAGCAAUCACAACGCCAACAGCAAUCCCAGUGUGCCCAUUUCAGUGGCCCCCACAACAACGGCAGGCGGAGCUGUGGUGGUCACCAGUCAAAACAACAGCAUUGGCGGCGGCAGCACCAGCGUAGUCCAUGCGACCCGAGGUGCCACAGCUGCAGCGGCGAGUAGCACCACCAACCCAGCCACUAACAACAAUGUAAACUCCGCCACUUCGCCGACGGACGAGAAGAUCGGCACUCGGCGAAGCGUGCGUGCCAGUGCUGCCGCCAAUAAAAUCAUUUACAGUCGCAGUAAUGCAGCAGCAGCUGCUGCAGCCGCCGCCGCUGCGGCAGAACCCAAGGGAACACCAGGCAAGGCAGCAGCUGUAGGUGGAGCGAACGCCAAUGCUGGCAGUAUAGAGAGCGUGGCCGAGGCCAGGCGGAAGACGCGCAGUGCAGUCAUUGGCGAGUCCAUGUUGACCGAGGGACGACGGAGAAGAACGUCGCGUGACUACAAGUGACCAGAGUUUUGCGCCUUGGCUAAAGGCUUGAACCAUCCGAGCGAUGCGCACGAAGACGAUCUGCUGGAGCUAUUUGAAGACUUUGAACAGCAACAGCAGCCGCAUCAGCAGCAGCUGCAGCAGCAACAGCUGGAUAUCAACCACAGCAGCAGCAGCAGCAGCUUUCCUUUAGCCCAGGCGCAGGACGAGGACGGUGAAGAGGCGACCGAGUAUGAGAAUCUGGCACGAGCAGCCGGUGGCUACAUGGAGGAAGCCGAUCACUUGCUGUCCUACCAUAGCAGCAGCAGUGCCGCCGACGUGGAUGAGGUACUGAUGCCGGAGUUGGCCAAUGCCACGGCCCUGGACUGUGGCAAUUUUGUCGAUUACGAUGAGUUCAACCUGUGUCUGAACAAUAUACUCAGCGAGGAGGACGACGACAGCGGCGGCGGCAGUGGCGGUGGAUUGGUAAGAAAACCUCAUCUUCAUCAGCAGCAGCAAACUUGGCGCGAUGCCGGCGACAUGCUAAAUAUUGUGCAGCUCAACAACGAUCUGGGCUUGAGCUUUCAGGAGUUUGCCAGCGAAACAACGGCGGAUGAGCAGCGCUCCGCCAAUAGCAGCUCGCCCCAGCUGGCAUAGGAAAAUGACGAUCGGACGAUCGCCGGCUACUUGUAUAUAUAUCACACGCACUGAUACUGAUACUGAUACCGAACGCUUUCGUUUGUAGUUCUUAGCUUCUUAGUUUCCGAUUGAGGAUCUUUUGUAUAGUUAGUGGUAGCCACAAGUUGCAAUAAUGUUGCGUCUCAUAGCGAGCAACAUCACACCCAGACACACACACUCACCCACAGACAGACGGAUGCAAGCGCCGCUUAAACUUCAUUUACACUUUAUUUUUCGAACCUAUUAUAUAUCUCUCAUCUCUGGCACCGCCACUGCUCGCCCAAAUGUAACCAUUGGAAAUGAUCUGCUAGUCAAGUGAAACAGGCAAUUUAAUGUAUAGCUCAGAAAAGAGGAAAAUUGAACAAAUUAGUUGAGUAAACGUUAACGUAUUCGAGAAGCUCCCCUAUACUCUAACAUGUAGAAUAAACUAAAAACUAGGCAAAGUAGUUGGCUGAAACAUACCACACACCCACUCUCUCUCCCUCAACCUGGCAUAAUUUAAUUUCUAAAUCGGAUUUCCACUUGUACAUACUUUUUCUUUCAUUUUUUAUAUAAAUGCAACCCAUGAACACCCCAUUUUUAGUCUUAAUUUGUCCUAGGGAUGGCAGAAAAUAUUUAAAUAUUUUAACGAUAAAUCAAACAAUCGGUAAAAAAGACAACCUAUACACAACUUUUUUCUAUUUUUUCUCAAUAUCGAUUUUUAAAAGUUUAAAAGCAACAUGUUUCGAUAUUUAAAAUUUUCCCUCGAUAUAUAUAUAUUUACAUCCCUAGUUUGUCCUACUUUUAACGCGCUGCGUCAAGUCGAAAGUCUUUAAUUAUAUAGAAAUAAAAGUAAAAGCUGAUCCAUUGGAUCGAGCAGAUCAGAGCAGUUAACGUGCACCCUUAUUUUUUAGGUUUUAUAUAACCUUUUUUGUAAUCUUAUAAAAUAUGAAUAUAAACAGUACAUAUACAGAUAUAUCUAUAGCCUAUAUAUAGUUUCCGUAAGCUUGCGUUGUUUCGAAAAAUUUGUUUUUUAGUUUUAAAUGCUCUAGCCUAAGGACACACAGUAAUCUUAAAGCGAAUUCUUUACCAACAAUAUAUACAUCCAUAUAUAUUAUAUAUAUAUAUGCACAUGGAAACCGAAACCUAUGCAAUAAGUUAGUCAAAAGUGUAAAAAGGCCAAGCACCAACCAGAAAAAAAUGAAAAACACAAGAAAACCUAAAAAAAAAAGAAGAUACAAAGUGAGAUCGAGGAAAGAGUGGAGAAUAUUGAGAAUCAGUCGCCUAGUAUUUGUCGUGAAUGGAAAGGAACAUAUUAUAUAUAUAUAUAUUAUAUAUAUA